CUUUCGAGGUCCCGUCUUUCACUCGGCCUCGGCGCAUCUCCCCCGAGCUUACUAUACUCCGUCGCAUCAACCGCCUCCGGUCCGUGCAACAUCAGAUUCUACCAACUCGUUCCAAGUCUUCCUCCAACACGCAAGACCGAAAAGACCGUCACAGCCCAUAAUGCUUCGUCCAGCAACCAGGCCAGCCCUCGCGGCCACCAGACAGGUCCGGCAAUGCGCCGCGCGCUUCUUCUCCUCCCCCGCCUCGCCUGAUACCAGCUCCUCGCAUGUCCACAGCCCCUCCACAACCCCCGAGACCAACCCAGCACCACCCCCACCAAACUCUAGGUCGUCGACAAGUUCUUCCAAGGGUAAAAAACCCCUCACUGCCGAGCAGCGCGCCUUCCUCUCGUCCGCCCUCCGCGUAAACCAGGCCGGCGAGCUCGCUGCCACCCUCAUCUACACGGGGCAGACCCCGCCUCUCGUAACCCGGGACCCCUCGCUGCGCCCGCUCAUGAAGCACAUGUACGACCAAGAGGCGGCGCAUCUGCGCACCUUCAAUAACCUAAUCUACCGGCACCGCGUACGGCCCACGGCGCUGUAUCCGCUCUGGUCGGUCAUGGCCACGGGUUUGGGCUGGGGCACCGCCAUGCUGGGCAAGGAGGCAGCCAUGGCGUGCACCGAGGCGGUAGAGACGGAGAUUGGCGGCCAUUAUAAUGCGCAGAUCCGUAAGCUGUUGGAGAUGGUGAGCGAGUGGGAGGCUGAGGGGUAUGAGGUUGGCGCAGAGUUCAGGCAUCUGAUCAACACGUUGAGGAGGAUACGGGAUGAGGAGCUGGAGCACCUGGAUCAUGCGGUUGAACAUGAUGCGCAGAAGGCGGAGCCGCACUGGUUGUUGACGGGGGUGAUUAGGGCGGGGUGCAGAGGUGCCAUUUGGGUCAGUGAGAGGGUGUGAGAGGGGAUCUUCUUUGGGGUUGGCACGUGAAGGGGAAAAUGUUAAUUUUGGAGGAGUAUUGUGUCGAUGAAGAUGACAACGAAUUCAUAAGGGGAGAAGGCUUUUCUAUGAGCAUUAGCAUUAUGUUCUGCAAAGCACGGGUUACAGACCGGUCCGUUUGUACUAUUAGCUUAUUGAGAGGGUAGGCGAUGAAGCGAAAGUACGGAGGUGCUGUUUCGAC
Messenger RNA from Neurospora tetrasperma FGSC 2508, 1151 nucleotides. RefSeq lists its product as uncharacterized. The record is from RefSeq and is a predicted model, not a curated record. Bases 161 to 931 code for a protein of 256 amino acids. Gene Ontology annotation, molecular function: 3-demethoxyubiquinol 3-hydroxylase activity. The transcript has a single exon. Gene Ontology annotation, biological process: ubiquinone biosynthetic process. Gene Ontology annotation, cellular component: mitochondrial inner membrane. Lineage: Eukaryota; Fungi; Ascomycota; Sordariomycetes; Sordariales; Sordariaceae.